AUGAGGAAGAAGGAAAACAAAGAGAACAAGAAUACCGAGCAUCGAAGAAGUCUCGGAACACUCGGGAAGGCUGCAAGGAACUUCAAAAAUGGGUUGGAAACAGGAAGCAAGAUCUUAGAUGAGCUGGCAAUACGGGCGCCUCAUGGAAUGAACGAGCUAAUGAGGACGGUUGAACAGUUCUAUUCCUACGAGGAGUUCCUCGCCGAACGAGAACUCCAAGGAGGACAAAACUCAACCGCACCUCAAAGCCUUCAUAUCCCCACACCCCAAAUCGCACCGCCAAAGCCUGUGGUCGCGGUCCAGCCGAAGAAGCAGGUCAACACAGUCAAAAUGGCCGACAAAAAGGGUCCGAAAGCUCAUGACUAUAUAGCCGAAAUCACCAUUUUUAAGGAGCCAAUUUAUUUCUUCCUCCCUACGUUAGAGAGGGAACCGUUCUUUGUCUGGCCGAACCCUCCCAAGUUGAACACAGAAGAAGGCAAUAACAACAGUCGGAAAAGAUGCUCGUACCACAAUGAGCUCGGGCAUUACACCACAGCUUGCGCUCCCUAUAAAGCACUUUUGGAAAAUCUAGCGGCACAGGGACUUCUUGAUGAUCAUAUUGACUGGACAAAAACGCCGAGCAGACAGCCGAACGCUGGUGGACCAAAUCCUAUUCCGCGUCCGGUCGGAGUGAUCAACGUUAUUCAUGGGCCAACAACGAAGGAGGCAGCAAAACAGCUUCGUCUAGAGCUGGACAAAGCUCAUAAGGUUACCCAAAUUUUUUCCCUCGAUCGUGCUCCUAAAAAAAUGAAAAUGCUUGAGCGUCCCUGGUCAAUCACUUUCACCGAGCAAGAUCUUCAACGCGUCCAAACACCCCAUAGUGACGCUCUGGUGGUCACAGUGCAAAUCUUAACUCACUUCGUCAAAAGGGUGCUUAUUGAUCAAGGAAGCUCGGCAGAAGUAAUGUACUUAUCUCUCUUCAAGGAGCUCAAAAUCCCAGAGUCGUGCCUUCUCCCAGCAGAAGUACCUUUGAUUGGAUUCAGUGGCACUCCAGUUUGGCCUCUCGGAAGGAUUACCCUCCCCGUUGUUACGGGCUCGGUUGCUUCUAAUCUAGAGUUCGUCGUUGUGGACGCCCCGAGCCCAUCAACGUUAUUCAUGAGUCAACAACGAAGGAGGCAGCAAAACAGCUUCAUCUAG
Molecule: messenger RNA, 1176 nt
Organism: Rhododendron vialii
Lineage: Eukaryota; Viridiplantae; Streptophyta; Magnoliopsida; Ericales; Ericaceae
Exons: 2
Coding region: 1-1176 (391 amino acids)
Source: RefSeq, a predicted model, not a curated record